AUGGCCAACUCAGAGCAGGAACGUCAGAAGAUACUGGCCAAUCUCUCGCACAUCUUCUGGUCCAAUACCGACGUCUCCACCGGCAUCACCCACAAGCCCUAUGGCGUGGACUGGAUCAAUCUCGAAAGAAACAUGUACCGCCUCUGCGUCCUUCAAGGCAAGGUCCGCGACGGCGACAAGGUCCCCGAGGAUCCAUGGGAGAUGUUCCUGCGCGAGUUUGCGCCUCUCACGAAACGCCCCGCAGGACACCGGCAGCCCCCAACCGCGUACUUCCCCAGCUCGAUCCUGCGGUCUUCGGCGGGGAAUGCGAAUGCUAGCGCGGGUCAGGAUGGCCAGCAGCGUGUGCGUUUCGAGGUGCCCUUGCUGCGUCGCUCGGAUGAGAAUCGGCGUAACUCGGGUCCUAUCCCGCGUUACUUGAACUGA
Molecule: messenger RNA, 423 nt
Organism: Aspergillus thermomutatus
Lineage: Eukaryota; Fungi; Ascomycota; Eurotiomycetes; Eurotiales; Aspergillaceae
Exons: 1
Coding region: 1-423 (140 amino acids)
Source: RefSeq, a predicted model, not a curated record